GGAGUGGCAAGGAGUGGAAUGAGAGCUGAACAUACUGGGACCCAGACUAAGGUGGUUCCAGCAGUCAGCAUCAACAUUUGGUUGUGUUCCCCGUUUCUGCCCCUGUAGAAGUAACUAGUGUUGAUGAGGAUGAUCCUGGUGGCUCUGCUGGUGCCUCUGCUGGUUCUGUCCAGCGCUGGACAUACCUCAGGUACGAUUGUCACCAGCUGCGAGGCGUGUCACGAACAAGCCGUCUGCCGCACCUCCCCCAUGGCAGGUGACAUCACAUGCACCUGUAAGAAGGGCUUCUCCGGAGACGGCCUCCUCUGUUUACCUGGCCACACCGCCACCGCCGACCACCACGCCCCUCGUCGUGUCCGCCGCUCCUACCCCACCUCCAACACCAACCUUGCCCAUGUCCGGUUCAGCUGCGGCUCCAACGAGUGCGCCGACGGGGAGGACUGCAUCACGGUCGCCGGCAUCCAGCAGUGCUCCAACCCCUGUAAGAUCUACACAGUCCUGAACGACGCCUGGCGUUCCACCAACAACGUCGUGGGCAACAAGCACUGCGACCGCAACGUCCACUGGGACGGCUAUUACCGCAUGUUCAUCGGCAACCAGAGCGUGUCCAUGCCGGACAAGUGUGUGGAUUCCUUCAAGUGCGGCACCCAGGCUCCCUUGUGGCUGGCGUUUCCUCCCCCCCAGCAGGUGGAUGAAAUUGUCCAGAGUGCAGUCUGCGCCAGCUUCAAUGGGGACUGCUGCUGGGUGCAGUCUCAGCCCAUCCACGUCAAGGCAUGCCCUGGGAACUACUUUGUGUACAAGUUCGUCAUGCCUCCCGGAUGCUACUUCGCCUAUUGUGCAUAUGUGUCAGCUCUCACCACAACACCAAAACCAGUCACAUCUACAGAAAUACCAGUAGAGAACAAUCGCACCACAACAACAACACAGUCACAGGUUUCCACGACUACGCCAAAAGCAAUGUGUGGUACCUGCAGAGAGGGGGAGACCUGCGUGAGCACCGAUGGGGUCACUUGGCGGUGUGAGAGGCCAGAUCAGCCUGUUUUGCUGCACCCAGAGGUAGUAUGUGGGCGGAGCCUGGUACAGGUGGGUCUCAACAGGACUAACCUGGAGGCCGCUGGUCUGGACGCCACCACCGCUAACCUGGCCGACCCCCGGUGUAACGCUCACGAAGAGCGUGGCGGCAUGGUAUGGUACCAGGUGGAGCGCAAGGAGGGCGCCUGCGGAAACACUCUGGUGACAAAUGGAACGGACGCCAUCUUUUCCAACAGUUUAUUCAUCUACCACGUUCCCGACGUGUCCUUCAGCCGACCCGUGAGCGUGCCUUUCUCCUGUGCCUACCCUCUGGAAUCAGAGACCAGCCUGGAUGUGGCCAUCAAACCCUACCUGUCGCUGAAGGGUUCCAAAGUCGGUAAGGGCUCCAGAGUGGGCUCCAACAUGACUCUGUACCACAGCGACGACUUCACAAAGGCUUACCCAGUGGGCGGAGUCACCUUGUCGGUGGGUUCCGUGCUGCACGUGGGCGUGUCCGUAGAGGAGUCCGAGACGGAGCGUUUCGUGGUCGUUCUGGAGGACUGCUAUGCCACACAAUCCCCGACCCUAAAGACAUCAUGCGAUACUACAUCAUUCAGAACAAAUGUCCGACUGAAUUCCGUCAGGUGAGGGUGGAGGAGAGCGGCUCGUCUCUCAGGGCUCGCUUCUCUGCUCUGCUGUUCCUGUACCAGGGGGACUACCGGGACGUCUUCCUGCACUGCAGACUCAGCCUGUGUGACCAGAGGAGCUCCUCCUGCACUCCAGUGUGCGCCAAAAGGAAAUACCGCUCUGUCACCCCCUCUGUCCCCCUCGAACCCCUCACCAUCGGACCAAUCACCUGGUCCCAAAAUGAAGAUUGAACUGGUCAUGCUUCCUGAAUCCUAAACAAUGAAUCCAGUUAUCUAAAUGAUUAAUGUAAAGUUCAUAAACCUAUCUCACCUAUACCUCAUUUAUGUCCUAAACCAGGCCAUUUAAUAUCUUACAUACAUCCAGUUAUAAAUAAUGAUCUUUUAAGGAUAUUUUUAUAUUUUUCUUACGACUAGGAUAAUUGGGGAAAACAUUUCUAUUUGAACCAACACAAAUUCAUUGUUGAACCUUUAACUAAGGCUUGAGGCCAGAAAGUGUAUGUGCUGGUCACUAAUGUUUGAAACGUGAAAAUACAUGGACAUCUAGUUGGGAUUAUAUCAACACAAACAUCUCCCUUUUCUAGUUUAAACUGCAGCUACAAUAUAAUUUCAUCCUAUUGCUCUAAAAUGCUUUGUAUGUUCAGUAAUUUAAUAGUGUUAAUAAAAUAUAAAUGAUAAAUAUA
Messenger RNA from Oncorhynchus tshawytscha (Chinook salmon), 2338 nucleotides. RefSeq names its product uromodulin-like. Gene Ontology annotation, cellular component: apical plasma membrane; cell surface. The transcript is spliced from 11 exons. Bases 124 to 1659 code for a protein of 511 amino acids. The record is from RefSeq and is a predicted model, not a curated record. Gene Ontology annotation, biological process: neutrophil migration. Lineage: Eukaryota; Metazoa; Chordata; Actinopteri; Salmoniformes; Salmonidae.